Molecule: messenger RNA, 702 nt
Organism: Letharia lupina
Lineage: Eukaryota; Fungi; Ascomycota; Lecanoromycetes; Lecanorales; Parmeliaceae
Exons: 4
Coding region: 1-702 (233 amino acids)
Biological process (GO): termination of RNA polymerase III transcription; DNA-templated transcription
Cellular component (GO): RNA polymerase III complex
Molecular function (GO): DNA-directed RNA polymerase activity; zinc ion binding; nucleic acid binding
Source: RefSeq, a predicted model, not a curated record
AUGCUCCUCUUCUGCCCCUCCUGCGCCAACGUCCUCACCGUCUCGCGCGCGCCCUCGACCCUCUCCUUCCCCGAGGGGCAGAACCGGCUCGAAUGCCGCACCUGCCCGUACCAAUUCCUCAUCGACCAGAAAUACUACGAGCGGCGGGAGAUGAAGCGGAAGGAGGUGGAGGACGUGAUUGGGGGGAAGGAUGCGUGGGAGAAUGUGGACAAGGCGGACGCGCAAUGCCCCCGCGAAGGCUGCGACGGCUCCUCGGCCUUCUUCUACCAAGUCCAGAUACGGAGCGCGGACGAGCCCAUGACGACGUUCUACAAGGACAGGGAGGAGCUGUGUGUGCUCAGGAAGGCUUCACGAUCGGGGAAGAUUGUGCAUGCCCCAGGAAUCGAGCCGGCCAUGCUGUCAAGGGGCCCAAGCUUUGAGAAGACCGACCUCGCCUCUCUGCAGGAAAACCAACUCAUACAUACAUACACACUCAGAGAGACACUGCUCGAAGCGAAAAGCCACCGAAGUAAAAGAACCGCGUACGAGAAACCCCAAGUCGAGGCAGCCACGAUACCGGCCAUAAUCAUACCUAAUUACGAGAUAGACGCACCUCUCGAUCGAGAAGGCCAACCCUCUUCGUUGAAGUUUUCUCGUCGGAACGAUGAAAUGUAUGCACGGUGUGAGUAUGCAGCCGAGCACCAUCAAGCUAGCAGGUGCUGA